AAACAUAUAAACUGAAAUAAUUUACACAAAUUCAUCUUCGAGUGUUUUCACGGUCAUGUCCUUUUAUCUUUCUAGAAAAGGUUAGAUGACCAGGAUCCAAUUCGAACAGCUGCUCGUGUUUGAUUCAUCAUCCUUAACAUCGACCAUGCAUGCGCAUCAAUGUUCGAUUGUUUCAGACUGUGGUGAGCGCUUAGCCCAGUGGCUAAUGCUAAGUGCUGAUUGUUAGAUCUAAACGAGUUCGUUUGAAUGAGUUCGGAUUUACUUUAAAUUAGUAUAAAUUAAUCGGCACAAUAUGGCGGAAGAUUCAUUCAAACUGUCAAAAAACCUGCUGCGGAUGAAGUUUAUGCAGAGGGGACUGGAUGCUGAGACAAAGAAGCAGCUGGACGAAGACGAGAAGAGGAUCAUCAGUGAUGAACACUGGCACCUGGACCUGCCGGAGCUCAAAUCUAAAGAAAAUCGUAUCGUGGAGGAAAAGAGCUUUGGGCCUUGUGAGGAGCUGCUGUUUGGACGCCUGUCCUUCAGAGGAUUUAAUCCAGAAGUGGAGAAACUGAUGGCUCUGAUGAACCCCAAAGAUGAAGUGGAGGAGGAUGUGAGCCAAAUGCAGACAGAUGUUACUGAUGAAGAGAUGGCUCUGAGGUAUGAGAGUUUAGUGGGAACCAUGAAGAAGAAGUUUGCUAAGAAGCGUGAGCGGCGUGGGAUGGACGAGGAUGACCAGAACCUUCUGGAAUCAAAUACAAAGAGAGUGUUUCUGAAACCUCGGGACUGAGCCUGGACUCAGGUGUAUGUGGGCACCAGAAUGAGCUAGCUUUAGCCAGCUAACAGUUCCUACCUGCCUCCAGUCUCUGCGCUAAGCUAGCUCACUGCUACAAACAACUGCAGCUUGAGCAGAGCACAACAGGAAGUGGAAGGUUGAAUUCCCGGUUUAAUGCUCUAGCAGAACAGAGUGUGUUGAUGCCAUUUCACUUUUAAAUGUUUAUUAAACCAUUUUAAUAAAAUCCACAGACAUGUUUUUAAAA
Molecule: messenger RNA, 1016 nt
Organism: Nothobranchius furzeri (turquoise killifish)
Lineage: Eukaryota; Metazoa; Chordata; Actinopteri; Cyprinodontiformes; Nothobranchiidae
Gene: mphosph6
Product: M-phase phosphoprotein 6
Biological process (GO): maturation of 5.8S rRNA
Source: RefSeq, a predicted model, not a curated record